Molecule: messenger RNA, 1836 nt
Organism: Mesorhabditis spiculigera
Lineage: Eukaryota; Metazoa; Nematoda; Chromadorea; Rhabditida; Rhabditidae
Source: the annotation of a GenBank genome assembly
AUGCUCACCAACUGCAUCAUACCGGGGUGUACGGAACCAAUCCGCGACCUGUUCGGCCAUUUGUGCGGCCCGUCACAUAGUCUAUCGACCGCCGAGGCAAGAUUCAUGAUCGAGCAAUAUUGCGCCGCCGGAUUUGCGGGAAUUCAAAAGAUCAUCGAAAACAACAAUCGUCACCCGUUCCGGCAGGGCGAACGAUUGCCCAAAGUCCUCCUGAUCCGGCUGGCCGAUGAGGGCCAAAUGAAGAAAUUUAUAUACUACUUUCGCAACCUCACCGGGCUUGAGUGUGAUGUGGAGAACAGUCUGCUGUGGCGCAGUGCCAGUGGCCGCACAUUUCUCUUGCUCCAAAAGUUUGAAGUCGGUCGCCAUCUCUACCUAUCGGUCAACGAUCCGCUGCGGCUCGACGCCGAGGGCCCGUUUAUUCGCGAAAUCCUGAAGUUUGUCGAGCACUACGAAGACUUGUGGGGCAUGAUCCACCACUUGCGCGCCCAUCUCCUGCGCCGCGCGGAGACCGGGUGCCGCGAAGUUUUGAGCCAAACCGACCUCGACGUGCACCAAACUGUGGCUAGCUUGACGGCGCAUGUAGUGACGAAGGAACUUUCCGAAGAUCGCUUGAUGCAGCGUUUGGAGUCCUGGCUGUCUGUCCUCUUGGUCGGCGGCGCCUCGCAGAAGAUGCUAGACGAGCUGACAGCCCGGGCGAAGAGCGGAAGGAUUGACCCGUCAAUUUUCUCGGCACCGCUUUUCACCACGCAGCAAUGGCCGUCGCUGGGUGUCGACGGCGAUCACGCAGCAGCCGUUUGGGCCGAAGUCCUGCGCUAUCCCAUCACCGAUAGUCGUAAUCCGGCUCCUCAUCUGUCUGUUGCCGAAAUCUUCGAGCCGAUCACCGGCGCUGCGCGACUCGUCGAAGUGCACGGCGCUAUUUGCCCCCGAUGCUUGGCCAAAUUCCAGUUGAUGUCCCAGUUGGUGGCCCAUCUUCGGGAAGCGCACAAUAUCGGCGAUCAUCGAAUAUUCUGCGACAGCUGCGGAAAUUUGAUUGCCGAGGAUUCGCUCGAUCUGCAUGCAGCCACCUGCGAAGUGCCGCGCGGAAUCCAUCCACCUCGCCGCAAAUGCCUCGAUUCGCCGGGCAACAAAUUGCGCUGCAAUCAUUGUGAGGUCGAGUACCCGUCGAAAAAGAGCUUCCUCAUCCACCACGAGACGGUACACCCGAAUUGCUACGAGUUGUCAAAGGCCUGCUUCCACUAUUUCCAACGUGUCUUCACUUGCAAUAGAUACCCCUGCCAGCAGCGCGACUUCCCCGGCUGGCGCUCGCUAGUCAAUCAUCUCAGGCAGACCCACAGGGUCUCGAAAGUCAUCCAGAGACUGGCGAUCCGGACCCGAGAACGAGUGGCCUGUGACGUCGUCCCGGAUCUGCGCGGAAUCCCCGUUUUGCCAAACAUCCCGCAGGCCGCUAAUCCUGGCAGAAAGCUCAAGUUCAUUUCUACUGGCCCGGGCAUUCUGAGGGCUAUCCGACUUCAGCCCAACGACAACGAGGUGGAAGCGCUGCCGGUUCAGGAGACGCGCGUGGUGACCGAGGAAAACUUGCGCAACUUGCGCACCGAACGGCGCCGCAGGAGGCUGUCAAGCAUCGAACGCGAGGCCGAAUCGCACGACACUCAGCGGCCGUCCACUUCUGCCAGUAGCUACACACACGAUAUGAGCCAGCCAUCCUCCAUCUCGCUGGCAUUUAAUAAUUUUAAGAAUCAACGGUCCACCUCCCGCAUGGACUCCAAUGGAAACAUGACCGUCCCCGGAGCGAAACGCGGAAGCUUCUUCUAUGACGACCGUUGGGACACCGUUAGA